Molecule: messenger RNA, 3420 nt
Organism: Gigantopelta aegis
Lineage: Eukaryota; Metazoa; Mollusca; Gastropoda; Neomphalida; Peltospiridae
Product: LIM and senescent cell antigen-like-containing domain protein 1
Exons: 14
Coding region: 2111-3388 (425 amino acids)
Biological process (GO): positive regulation of substrate adhesion-dependent cell spreading; cell-cell junction organization; positive regulation of integrin-mediated signaling pathway
Cellular component (GO): focal adhesion; cytoplasm; cell-cell junction
Source: RefSeq, a predicted model, not a curated record
CGUAUGACAGUGUUGGGACGUCAAAUGCUACCACAUGGUGAAAAGACAAAACGCACUGACAACACGUGCUGUCGGUUUACGUAAACUGUUCCAUAACAGUCAACAGGGUAUUGUUAAUGUUGGUGCAGGUUCUCGGUUUCAUGUCGCUUGCUUAUGUAUAGGACAUGUUUGGAAUUGUAAAGAACUUCAGGACAACUGUAUGACUUAGUGAUAACACAGGUGGAAUGAAAUUUUAACUGUGCAGUAACAAGUUUAUUGUACAUUUAGUUUGUGGUGUGCAUAAAAGACAAAGACAGUUGUAAAUAACUUGAGGACAAUUGUAUGAAUUAAUAACAGCACAGGUGGAAUGAAAUUUUAACUGUGCAGUAAUAAAGUUAUUGCACAUGUUUAGUUUGUGGUGUGCUUAAAAGACAAAGACAAUUAUGUAUAACUUGAGGACAGCUGUUUGAGUUAAUCACAGAUGAAGGGGAAUAGAAUUUAACAGCAUUAAUAGAAGUAUUGCAUAUCUUCAGUUCUUGUGUUGCUUAAGACGACAAGAAUUACAGCAUGGACUACUUGUCGUAUGUGGAUUAAAUUUCAGCUGUGACUUAAUAAAGUCAGGUUUGAAUUUGUUAUCUGUUUUUUAUCUUGAGACAUCUUGAUUUGUCAACAACGAUUACGAUAGGACUGUCCUGUUAAUUGAUUAUGGAACAUGUGUGAAUUAAUAUCAACUGCAUUAUUCAAGACUGGGUUUUUAGUUUUGACAUAUCUUUAUAACAAGGACACAUUUUGAGUUGUAAAGACCCACAAGGACUAUUAUGUGAACUAAAAUGAACUGCAUUUUAAAGUUCAUGUAGGUUUUGAGUUCUCUUAUUUCACAUUUAUAAUGAGAACCUGCUUUGAAUUGUAAACAAACAAGAGACUAUCAUAUGAACUGUGAUACCUGUUUUAAGUAAAAAUAACCUGCAUUAAAUAUUCGUGCAGAUUUUCACUUUUCGUAUCUGCCCUUUAAAAAAACAAGGACAUGUUUUGAACUGUAAACAACCAAAAGGACUAUCAUAUAUGAACUGAUUGCAGCAUGUGUGUGGAGUAAGAAAUUCACGGCGCAUGAUUGAUUGAUCGUCUGAACACUGACAAAGACCGUUUAUUAUUAAGAGACCUUUCACCCAGCCUGGUUAUAGCUGGAAGGGACAACAAACAGCCACGCUCUAUCGGGGUGAAGACAAGAGGAAAAUAGAGUCUGAAUAUUCACACCUUCACUGCCAUAAAACGUAAACAGGUUAUAAAAGAAGCUACUACGGUUGUCUUUUCAAGUUUGAUUCAAGAAAUGUUUUUGAAGACACUAUCUUUUCAAGUGAGAUUCAAGACAGUUUUUGUGGAAAAGCCUUUACCUUUGUGCAUCACUUUGGAUAUUAUUCGGGUGUCAGGAAUAUGAAUAUUGAAAGAUUUGUGCCAUGUAUUGUCAUUUUCAUAUUAAAUUGAAGUAUCUACAGUUGUAUUCUUGAGGAAGAUUUAUAUGCAUUUGUAUAUGUAUACUGUUGCAGAAAAAUCAGUGAUCAAGAAUAUAGUCAUUUAAACUUUAUAGUGCAUCUUUCUGUUCUGCCUGGUGGAAGCAGUUCAGUUUGAAUUUCGUUCUUACAGGGAAUUUAACUGUAAUGGCAGUUGUAUGACAAGGACAAGAAAGGAUUUAUUACCUAUUAAACUGAAUCGAAUCUGUUCAGUGAAAGUACAUUGUAUGUGUUAAGCAAAAAGGGGCAUACUCACAUCCAGAAGAUCCUGAAUCAGUCUAUUCUUUGAAUAGAUACAUUGUGCAUGUACUGAUGCAUGCAGAGUGAUAGUAAUACCACCCAUACACUGAAUCGGUCUGUUUUGUGAACGUACAUUGUUCAUAUACUGGUAAUCAAACGGGCAGUUGCACCAGAAAAAAAGAAGAAGAAACAAUCAUUUCAGUGAAUCUAUAUUCACAGCUUCCUGAAUUGGUACUUUUUGUGAAUGUACAUUGCAGCCAUCAGCAGAAGGAUACAUUCACCAACAAACUAAACUAAAAUACUUGAUAAAACAAAAAAUACUGCUUUGAAAACAAACUUUUAGUGCAUUUGUUGUCAGUUGUGGAAAAUAUAUUUGUUUUAAAAUGGCAAAGACUUCGCGACUGAAUACCGGUAGAGGAUUUAAACUGCAGGGGUUGGACGAGACUACGGAGAGUCCGCUGUUCCAGAGGCGAAGAAUUGCACACACUCAAGAUGAGCCUGGAACCCCUCUUGAUGAGGCCAUGGCUGCCCUUAGUUUUAUCAGUCAGGAUGGUGCUGUUAAAAGUUCGAGCAUGUCGAUAGGCAAUGUGGCAUGUCGCCGCUGUGGGGAUGGUUUCGACAUUCACGAGCAGAUCGUGAAUUCUAAUGGGGAAGUAUGGCACACCCAUUGCUUUGUCAACGAUCAACCUGCUCAGGCCCCAAACACUGGCUGCUUUAAAUGCGGAGAUGACCUUGACCCCCAGGAGCAGAUUGUAAAUUACAAUGGCCAGGUUUGGCACCCCAAGUGUUUUGUGUGUGCCCAAUGUUUUCAACCUUUUCCUGAAGGAAUCUUUUAUGAGUUCGAAGGGCGAAAGUACUGCGAGCAUGAUUUCCAUGUCUUGUUUGCACCAUGCUGUGGGAAAUGUGGUGAGUUCAUCAUUGGCCGCGUGAUCAAGGCGAUGAACAACAACUGGCACCCAGACUGUUUCCGCUGCGAGAUCUGUUCCGGUCAGCUGUCCGACUCGGGCUUCGUCAAGAACGCGGGCAGAGCUCUUUGCCGAGAGUGCAAUGCCCGAGAGAAGGCCAAAGGGAUGGGAAAAUAUGUCUGCCACAAGUGCCAUGCUAUUAUUGAGGAAAGUCACAUCAAGUUCAAGGCCGAGACCUAUCACCCUUACCAUUUCAACUGCCAUAACUGUGGUGUGGAGUUGAAUGCUGAUGCCCGUGAGAAGGGAGGAGAACUGUACUGCCUGCGUUGCCAUGACAAAAUGGGAAUCCCCAUCUGUGGAGCCUGCAGGAGGCCGAUUGAGGAGAGAGUGGUGCACGCUCUGGGCAAGUCCUGGCAUGUGGAGCACUUCGUCUGCGCCAAGUGUGAGAAGCCGUUUCUCGGUACUCGUCACUAUGAGAAGAAAGGUCUGGCCUACUGUGAGCUGCAUUACCAUCAGCUGUUUGGUAAUAUCUGCUUUGUGUGCAAUAGCAUUAUUUCAGGAGAUGUGUUCAGUGCCUUCAACAAGUCAUGGUGCGUUAACCACUUCGCGUGCUCCAUCUGCGACCGCAAGAUGAGUCAGAAAACAAAGUUUUUCGAAUUUGACCUGAAACCGGUUUGUAAGCUCUGUUACGACCGCUUUCCUGGUGAGUUAAAGAAACGACUCAAGAAGGCCUAUGAUGAAGCUGCCAAGAAGUAAAUCAGCCAGUAAAAAAAGAUAUUUUUUAAAAA